Messenger RNA from Olea europaea var. sylvestris, 1439 nucleotides. Its product is annotated as EID1-like F-box protein 3. NCBI's taxonomy places the organism in Eukaryota, Viridiplantae, Streptophyta, Magnoliopsida, Lamiales, Oleaceae. The transcript has a single exon. Bases 206 to 1000 code for a protein of 264 amino acids. Gene Ontology annotation, molecular function: protein binding. The record is from RefSeq and is a predicted model, not a curated record.
CCAAUAGUAAAUAAACACGUAGCCCUAUGUCUCAAAUCGUUGUGUCAAAUACAGUUGAUUAUUAUGCUGUUAAUCCAAUGUUCAUCGAUAAUUCCCCGAUCGGAGACAUACAUAUCUCCCACAUUGGCAUCUGACAACCUUGAGUAUCUCUGCUGGAGAGUUUUUCGUAUCCUAAAUCCAUUUCGUGGUUUAAUAAGUGUCAAAGAUGAGUUGGAGCUCCAGUUCCAGUUCGAGUUCGAGUCAGAGAUUAAGAAUAGACAUUGAGUCAGUGGACUCGGGGAUUCAGAACGAGCAAAUCCUCAUACUAAUCUUCAAGUCAUUGAAAUGGGACAUCCAUGCCCUCUGCCAAACAGCCGCCGUUAACCGGAAGCUCCGAGCUCUGGCGAACCGCCUGCUCUGGAGGGAGCUUUGUCUCUACAAAGCGCCGCGUAUGAUAGCCACAUUGACGGACGGGACGGGGAAGAUUGGCGGCGGUUGGCAAACACUGGGUAAACUGCUGUUUUUCUGUGGCGGGUGGAUGUCGACCGCGCAUUUUAAACUGAACCCACCCCUGCCGGGUCAUUUCAUCAAUACUUCCCGGUUUUCCAAGACUUCCGGCCAGAGUUUUCUGUUGAAAAAGUGCAGAGAGGAUGUUUUAUACGUGAGCGAUCCGUGCGAGCAUAAAGCGGGGGACAAGGAAUAUGAUGUCGGGAUAUACAGAGGCGUGUUUCGGGGAUUUACGAGGUCGAAGACACGCGAGUAUUUGAUAAAGCGACAUGUACAAUUUGAAGAGACAAUAAGGUGUCCUUAUUGUGGAGCCCGAGUUUGGAGCAUGACGGCGGCGCGCCUGAUUCCCAGGAAGAACGCUGCACGGCGGCUGGGGUCGUUCGAUAAUGGGCUGGAUUAUUUUGUUUGCUUGAACGGGCACAUGCACGGGGCUUGCUGGCUGGUGCCUCUCUCGUCUGACGAAGAUGAUAGUGAAGAUGACGAAGCUAAUACCGACAAUUCUGAUGAUCAUUAAUGGAUAUUUUUUACACGAUCAUAAGUCAAUUCUCUCUCAUUUCAUAGUUUCAUUGUGUUAGAGGGAUCCACUUCAAUCCAAGACUAUCUUUCCCAUGGUUUCCUAGUCUAUAAGUCCAGCGCUUCUUCGUUGCUUGGCUGGGAUACAUUCGUCGAUUUGUCUAAUUGUUCCUGGGCUUGCAAGUGACUUACUGCUUUUGACCGUUCUAGCUGUCUUAAGUCGUCCUAUCGGUUAAUUAUUUGGGGAUUUUAUUUAGCAGAGAUUUCAAUAUGCAUGUUGUUUGAUUCUCUAAGCUUAGAUGUAAAGAAUGACGAGUCAGAGGGAGAUUUUUGUUCUACUUUCAACUUUUUUUUCUUGCUGUUGUAUGGAUCUUAUGUAUUGUAAUGCAGCAUUGUGUUUGUUAUCAUUUUAUGUGAAACUCUUGUUUUCUGUUUUCUCA